This is a messenger RNA of Helianthus annuus (common sunflower), 2620 nucleotides long. RefSeq names its product sucrose-phosphate synthase-like. The record is from RefSeq and is a predicted model, not a curated record. Lineage: Eukaryota; Viridiplantae; Streptophyta; Magnoliopsida; Asterales; Asteraceae. The annotation marks the transcript as partial. The transcript has 4 exons.
UUUGGUGAGGGUAAAAGGAGCAAUGGACAUGAAGUUAUUGACGAUAACUUUAAGGACAAAAUAAAUAGAGUGGUGGAAAGAAGGGGAAGGGUUACGGGGAGUGGGAAUGGAAGGAAAGUGGUGUUGGUGGGCCGACAAUGGCUGGGUAUAGCCAUAGGAUGGAGUAUUUUGCUGGUCAAGGUUAAUACAAGUAUUCACAAUAUUAUUAUUAUUUUCGGUUCAUGGGUCAGAAGGCCAUCAGUGCAUUGGAAUGCAUACUGCUGUCGCAUAUCAACAUGGUUAUUUUACUUGAAGAAGUUGUUACGAGUCAGAGCAACAUAUCUCAACGUAAUGCAAAUGUCGAAAGUUUUAGGCGAGCAGCUAAACAGUGGGCACCCAGUAUGGCCCGUUGCGAUUCACGGUCAUUAUACGGAUGCUGGUGACUCAGCGGGCCGGUUAUCCGGUGCGUUAAACAUACCAAUGCUUUUCACGGGUCAUUCGCUUGGUCAAGAUAAGUUGGAACAACUUUUGAGACAAGGAAGAUUAACGAAAGAUGAAAUUAACACUACGUACAAAAUCAUGCGGAGGGUAGAGGCGGAAGAAUCGAGUCUUGAUUCAUCUGAGGUGGUUAUUACUAGCACCCGGCAGGAGAUUGAUGAGCAGUAGCGGUUGUAUGACGGGUUUGACCCGGUUCUGGAAAGGAAACUUCGGGCUAGGAUUAGGCGUAAUGUCAGCUAUUAUGGCAGGUUCAUGCCUCAUAUGGUUGUAAGUACCAAAAUGUUCUUAUGUUCUGUUUCUCCUCUUCAAGUCUUAAAUGGGUCAAAAUGGGUUGACUUUUGUAUGUGUCAAAAUGGGCUGGGUUGGGUUGACGCAAACCCAUUUUAUCCAUUUUUUUAUAACAAGUAAUUAGUGCAUCAAACACGAUUAAAAAAAAUUAUAUUAGUUCAGCAAUAAUCUAUUUUUAAAAUUGUUUUUGAAGGUUUUAUGCAUUAAAAAUAGACUUUGGACGACCUUUUAGGGGUGUAAAUUUUUACACGACCCGUAAACACGACACGAUUAUGUGCUAAUCCUUUCUUUUGAUUAUGUUAUUAGAAAACAUGUGCUAAUUCUUUUUUUGAAUUGUUAAAUAACAUUUUUUUUGUAUGUUUUGGUGACUGUGUAACCACAUGAAAGGUGAGUUUGUGGUAGUUUAGAUGUUUCAUUCAGUUAAGAACGAGUGCGAAAUGAGCUGACUGAUGUUUUGGGUAGGUUUGUAUUGUAUUGCAGAGAAGGAUCGCGAGUUGGGGUUCGCGCAUAGUGAAAUUAAAGUUCAAUGGUUCAAACGAGACAUUCAGUGAAUGAGUAUGGUUGCGUCUAGGGUGAACUGCCGGCUGAAGCGACAUAGGGAACAGCCAGGGGUAUUUUUUGUAUUUAAAACCUGGAUUUCUAGACAACAAGAUGCUUUAUACAAAUUGAAUUACUGAUACAUGUUUUUAACGUUUUCUGUAUGACAAUGAGGAGACAUGGAGGAGUACUGGUACAAUGGAUUAGCCCUGCAAGUUGUUCAGUCUUUUUGUCCGAUCAGUUUGAUCCUCCUAAAGUUCUUUGUGGUAAACCCUAAUAUAUGUGUACUUUAGUUUUUUGGUAUUACCAGUUUGGAGUGCCGGGCAAACGGUUGUGAUUGGAGCCUUAACAUCUGCAGCCGCAUUUGGAAUGGCUAAGGCUGUGCAGGGGUAGUAAAUGGUUACUUUGUUAUUGGUUCUGGUUUUUUUUUUCACUUUUAAAGUCACACAUGUUUUUUACUUUUGAUAUUGUAAUUGAGCUCUAUGGUAGAUUACAAUUAAAUUGAUUGAAUGGUUACACAAGUAUGAAAAGUUUCACAUGCUAAAAACCUCAAUACUUAGUCUGAUGCAUUAUUUUUGUUGUUUAGGCAAAAAUGGUGCUUGAUGAGGUGGGACCAGGAGUGUAAGCCAAAAUACACACACAUUUAUGUCAUGAUAUUUUGUCUGACCAUUUAUUUAUCUAAAUGCAAUUACCCGAGCGUACCUAUGCCUACCCGAGCGCAUAUUGAUUUGGGAGGUACUAAUGUUUGUGAGUACUGUAAAGAUUCUAUUUUUUUGUAUGAAGAGCGGCUGAAAUUGUCCCCUUAAAAGAGUAGACUGAAAUACAAUACGUGUUGUGGCGGAGGCGCUGUACGAAUUGACUUUCCAAAGGACCUGCCAAUGUCGAUAAAAGAUCUAUAUUCUAUACUACAUUUUAUGGCAAACAUACGCGCUGCGGAACCAUACCAGGGUCGUAACGAACUAACUGAUACCGGCCAAACAACACCGGUACGGAUAUUUGUUUUUAUGGUUUUCACUCGAUGUAAAAGACGUGUCGAUGUUGGCGUAUUCUCCUUUCUGCACUACACCGUUUCUCAUGGUUUUUAGUGGCUACUUUGAAUGGGUAUACAAACUGUAAGUUUUGAGUAGGCUGUGUGUUUUGUUUUCUAUUCUAUUGUUCUUUUUUUUGUUUAGGGUUGUAUGGUACCUUGGGGUUUUGUUUUGUUGUAGUCUUUCUGCAACUUACUAACGUUGCUGUUGUACUUGAUAAAUAUAGCAUAUUUCCAUAUUCAUUAUCCCUAAACAUAGUUGUAAGUUUUUUAUGGUCUACAUUCAAGUAU